Molecule: messenger RNA, 1818 nt
Organism: Trypanosoma conorhini
Lineage: Eukaryota; Euglenozoa; Kinetoplastea; Trypanosomatida; Trypanosomatidae
Product: pyruvate transporter 0
Exons: 1
Coding region: 1-1818 (605 amino acids)
Cellular component (GO): membrane
Source: RefSeq, a predicted model, not a curated record
AUGGUGCGGCAGGUGGAUGAUUUGUUCCGCAUGCGGAUGCUGAUGGCCGGCGUGUACGUUGGGCUCGGUUUUUCUUCCACGUACGGGUUCAGCCUCUUCACGGAUCAUCUGAAGACGAAGUACGGGUAUUCGCAAAGCGACAUCACGACAAUCAGCACCGUCGGCAACGUUGUUAACUUCCUCAGCUUUCAUGCUGGAAUGUUCUUUGACUCCGUGGGCCCCACGGCUGUGCUUCCGUUCGCCGGUCUCCUUGGAGGCCUGGGUUUUAUUCUGUUUGGACUGACCUUUGACGACAAGAUAAAAACCUCGAGCGUGGCGCUGUUUUCCCUUUACCAGGGAAUCACCCACCUUGGCCUUCCGGUGAUGGACGUUUGCUCCAUGAUGACGCUGAUGGUGCAGUUCCCCUUGGACCGCGGCUACGUGGUGCUGAUCAUGAAGACCUUCAACGGGCUUGGCACCGCGGUGCUGAUGGCGUACUUCAACGGCUGGUUCAGGGCGGCUGACUCGCAUCGCUCGGAGGACAACCACUACUCCGGCUACGCGUACUUUGUUGGGGUGCAGAUUAUUUUCUGCGCCUGUCUCGGCUCCUACUGCACGCGGCUGCCGGUGUACUUUCCGUCCGCGUGGAGAAAGAGCCGUCUGAGCGCCGAGGAGGCCGCGGAGCGGGAGAAGACGCUUGAACUCUACAUGAGCCAGCGUGCCCCAUCGCGGCGCCUGAAGAUCGGGUUUGUGCUUGUCGUCGCUAUGCUGAUCUUUUCCGCCACGCAGUCGAUUGCGACGGCGUACGUGAAGACGUCCCACGCGGGGUACUUGGCGAUCUCGAUUGUGGCGCUGCUGCUGAUGGCGUCGUUCUCUGCGAUGGCGAUGCCGUUCCAGUUCCUGGGCCGCUACACCCCCGUGCGUGCAACGCAUAUGCCGGGCAUUGGCGAGGCGGACGCGGAGCCGAUGCCGCAGCAGCCAAACGAAGCCGCGCGUGCGGAUGAUGCGGAGGGGAGCGACGCCCCUGCUCAAAGCAAGCCGCCAGCGAAGGUGUGGCCGCAGUACCAGGGCUCCUUCUGGGCCCACCUGCUCUCCUUCCACCUGUGGGCAAUGUGGUUCGCGUGCUUUGGCAUGUGGGGAACCGGCCCCGUGAUGCAGAUGAACGCCGCCCAGAUCAGUCGCAGCACGAACUACGGCGAGUACAACAGCCGAACUCUGACGCUUUACAUCGCCAUCAUUUCUGUGGGCACCGCUGUUGGGCGCAUCUCUGUGGGAUACUUCGACACGAAGCUGACCGAGUGGAAUCGUUCAGGCAAGACAAACAUUUUGACGACUAUUGCGCUUCCCGUGGCUCCCCUGCUGUUUGCGCUGGCGUACCUCCUCUUUGGGGUGGUGCCUGCGGGCGCGUUGCUGCUGCCGUUUUUGCUUGGAUCCUUCGGCAACGGCAUUGGCUGGGGCGUGGGCGUCAUUGUUACCCGGAUGAUGUACGCCCGUGACAUUGGCAAGCACUACAGCUUAUUGCGCACCUCCGCUGCUGUUGCGUCGAUUGCGCUCAACCGCUUUCUGUUUGGAGGGAUGUACGAUGCGGAGGGGCGCAAGCGUGGCGAGUUCCCAUCAUGCAACGCCCCUUCGUGUGUGCGGAAGCAGAUGUUUGUCCUGAUGGCCGUCAAUCUUGUCGCCACGCUCGCCGCCGUGGUGGUGCACCUGCGAUUUUCGCGCUUCACCCAGGCGAAGCUGGCCGAACAGGCGGCUGCGGCUGCCCAGCAGCAAUCUGAGAAGGAUGAGCUCGAAGCGCGGCCGACCGAGCUGGCUGAAGGAGAACAACUCUCGCAGCCGUAG